This is a messenger RNA of Pipistrellus kuhlii (Kuhl's pipistrelle), 1208 nucleotides long. It is a transcript of the gene TEX19, whose product is annotated as testis expressed 19. NCBI's taxonomy places the organism in Eukaryota, Metazoa, Chordata, Mammalia, Chiroptera, Vespertilionidae. The record is from RefSeq and is a predicted model, not a curated record. Gene Ontology annotation, biological process: male gonad development; placenta development; spermatogenesis. Gene Ontology annotation, cellular component: nucleus; cytoplasm.
ACUGUCCAGGGUGGCCUGGGGCAUCUGAUAGCUCAGGGGCUGGAUUCUGUAAGGUUCUGUCCGCUUCCAUCUUGAUUCCUAAGGUUCUAUCUGGUUCCAUUAGGUCCUGUCUGGGUCCAUCUGGUGCCGUCCGGUUCUGGCCGGUGCCAUCAUGUUCCCUUAGGUUUCAUUUGGCUCCGACAGCUCUCCAGAGACCAGAGCAAUUGCAUCAGCUAAAGAAAUUUCCAGAAGUUCAUUCUUCCCCACUUCUGCAGGUCCCUGUGGAUUUGGGACCCAAUUCGUCCCUCCCACCCCAAAUCCCUGCACCCCUGGCUCUCCUCCCUGCCCCCUGCAGUCCCCGAAAGUGCUGUCCUUGCUGCCCACCCCCAGGAGCAGGCAGUGCCGCCAUGUGCAGCCCGGGCAGCGAGCGGCCUGGCAGGGAGGGUGUGUCCCAACUGAAGGCGUUCUGGUUGUAUCAGCUCCAACAUGGGAACCAGCUAAGGGUCUGCUUCCCUUGUUUUAAGCUCCUCUUCCUGAGCUUCAAGGAGUCCUUGAGGUCGGGAGACUGGGAAGAGGAGGACUGGGACCCUGAGCCGGUGCAGCACCGCUGGGCGGAGCCAGAGGAGGGGCUGUCCCUGGGGAUAGCCAGCGGGUGGCAGGGCGAAGGUCAGCCCGAACUGGAAGGGCUUGGGGACGGGGGCUCGGUCACCCUGGGGUCCGACCCUGAUGAGUCUGAAGAGCUGGGCCUGACGCCCACCGAGCAGACCCCGCAACGGGCACCCCUGGGCCUGGGUCCCCAGAAUGCUGACUGGACCCAGGGUCUCGCCUGGCGGUGGGGGGUUCCUACCUGCUCCCAUUGGAUGAGCCCCUGUGUCUUACCGCAGGGUUUUCCCGAAGAGUCCUGCCCCCAGCUGAGCCCAGGCUGUUGGAGGUGGUGGCCACCCGGGAGGUGGACCGUGCCCAGGCAGAGCUGGCUGCUGAGCCUGCAGGCCACGGCCAUGGCGGGCGGCCCUGCCGGCACCCUCCUCCCACACGUGUCGCCACGGUGGAUCCGGAGGGCCCCGGGCCCGGGCUGGGGCGUGCUGCUGGAGCCGGACGGCCUGUAUGUGCUGCAGCUCCAUCGCGCGUACCCGGGCCAGGACCCGAGCCCGUGGCGGCUCAGCCUCCUGGAGAGCUCCCGGCCGGCUACGGGGCCCAGCUUGUCCCCGAGGGCACGGCCCUGCUCCUGA